Vigna unguiculata (cowpea) is the source of this 1460-nucleotide messenger RNA. Its product is annotated as patatin-17-like. Lineage: Eukaryota; Viridiplantae; Streptophyta; Magnoliopsida; Fabales; Fabaceae. Gene Ontology annotation, biological process: lipid metabolic process. Gene Ontology annotation, molecular function: monoacylglycerol lipase activity; glycerophospholipase activity. The record is from RefSeq and is a predicted model, not a curated record.
AUUCUCUCAACUACUUCUCUACUACCUUGUGAAGCAAUUAAUGGCUCAUUUUGUUUUGUUUGUUUUGCUGUUUGCUGGGCAAGUGAUUGGUGGAUUCAGUACCCAAAGGCUCCCUCCAUCAAACAAUGGAAACCUGAUAACUAUUCUGAGCGUUGAUGGAGGUGGCAUCAAGGGGAUUAUUCCAGCAACAGUUCUUAUACACUUAGAUAAGGCUCUCAAGGCUAAGGAUCCAAAUGCAGAUUUAGCACAUUACUUUGAUGUGAUAGGAGGAACCAGCACUGGUGGACUCAUAACAGCUAUGUUAGCCGCACCAAGCCCUGAUGAUCCUACUCGUGGUGCCUUUACUCCUGCAAAAAUUGUUGAGUUCUACAAAAAAAAUGGCCCUCAUAUAUUCAAUGAAUCUAGACCUGGAAACGGUCCCCAAUUCGACGGGGAGUUUUUACACAACAUAACUCGUGAACUGUUGAAGGAUACACGACUUAGUCAAACAUUGACCAAUGUUGUCAUCCCAAGUUUCGACAUGAAGACACAAAAACCGGUUAUAUUCUCAAACUACAAGCUUGAGAAUGCUCCGUACUUAAAUGCAUUGUUGUCGGAUAUAGGUAUAUCCACUUCAGCUGCACCCACUGUUCUACCACCUUACUAUUUUGUGAACGAUGGUGUUGAGUUCAAUAUGAUUGAUGGUGCUGUAGCAGCUGGGAAUCCGACACGAGUAACAGUGAGCGAGGUACUGCAACAAAAUGAGGAUUCCGAAAUCUUAGUGUUAUCUUUGGGAACUGGAACAGUUAAUUCGUCAGACAUUUCUGGAAUAGAUUUAAUUAAUGCUGCUUCUGCAGCCAUGACUGAAUACUACCUUGCCUCACUCUUUGUAGGCUUCAAAGUUGGCAAAACGUACCUUCGAAUUGAGGAAUACAACUUGAAUCCUGAUUCCAACAACAUGGUUAAUGUUACAAAAGAAAACUUGGACGCCCUUGAGGAGAUCGGGAAAAAACUUUUAAAAAAAAAUGUUGUAAAGUUGAAUUUGGAUACUUUUGACCUAGAACAUCUUGGGGAAACAAAUGCUCAGGCUCUUGACAGGAUUGCUGAUAUUUUGCAUGGAGAAAGACAACGUCGUCUGAAACGGAAAUCUAUGGAGAAAAGAGGAAGACCAUUUGUUGAAACUCUUAGGGUUCUUUCUGACAAAACUCAAGCAAGUGCGGCAAUUCUAAGAAACCUUUUAAUUUAAUGUCAAUUGUAUGGCCUUGUAUUAACUCUCUUCUGUCCUUUACUCACGCAUGUUGUACUAUCUAGAAUAAGCAAAACAUGUGAGUUCUAUGUAACUGUUAUAGCUACCAACUAUCUCUGUAUAAGAAAAGGUUCACUCCAUGAGAGUUCUAUGCAACUCUUACUGAAAGAACCGUGAAUGUAAUAAGCAUCAAUGUAUAAUAUUGUGUUCAACGUAUGUGAGUUCUUUGUUUCUU